AUAAUUGUGAUCAAAAUAAUGGAUGAAUUAAUUGAAUGAAUGGAUGAUUACUAUUGUGUCGAAGAGUUGUCGGAUAGAGAGGCCGUCGACAGCAGCAGUGAUGACGAAGAUUUCAGGUCACUCUUCACUUUCGACGACUCGGAGGAAGACUUUGAGACAGAAAUGGAGAGAGAAAGACAGCAACGAGUGAAUCGACACAACACUGGCAUCGCUUCCAACACAUCCAAUGCUGUGACCGAUGGAAGUGUUGCCAAUCAGACGGACGUAAAUGAGACCAAAAACGAUGAACUCUUAUACGAUCCGCAAUCCGAUGAAAAGGACCAGAAAUGGGUGGACAGGGAGUCGGCGACCACUGGUGUG
Molecule: messenger RNA, 360 nt
Organism: Medioppia subpectinata
Lineage: Eukaryota; Metazoa; Arthropoda; Arachnida; Sarcoptiformes; Oppiidae
Source: the annotation of a GenBank genome assembly